AUGACGAAAUCGGCUACAGCUGAUUCCAUUGCUACAGCCCUAAAAGAACGUCUUGCAACUAUUCUUCCUGAGGAUCAAAAGGCUAAGCUAAUCUGUCAGGCAUAUGAUGGAGCCAGCGUGAUGCGAGGUGCCACUGCAGGUGUUCAGAAGAAGAUACAAGAUGUGUACCCAAAUGCCCACUACAUCCACUGCUAUGCUCAUCAAUCAUCCAAGCGCACAAGCAUUCUUGAUAAAGUUGUGGCCCACAGACUACCAGCAUCCAGCAAUGUCAGAUGGAACUUUCACAGCCGUGCCAUCAAUACUGUGUUUGAGCACAGAGAGGACCUCAUCCGCUGUUUCGAAAGCAUACAAGACUCUGGUGACUUUGACCCCAUUACCGUCAGAGAGGCUGGAGCAUUUGCCAUGCUACUGGAGGAUCAGGAUUUUAAGUUCUUUCUGCAACUUUUCCACCAUAUCAUGCCUCAUGUGGACCUUCUCUAUGCCAAACUCCAGAAGAAGGUCAUAGAUUCAGUCUGUAUCCAGGAGAGCAUCCAACAGUUCCAGCAGGACAUUCAAAAGAUCAGAAAUUCUCUCCACUCCAUGGUUGGACAAAGCAGUGUAGGUAGUAGUCAGCCAGUGAAGAAGCGUCGGACACUCAGUGUAGAAGACCAUGAAAGGAUUGCUGCAGAGGUCUGUGAUAUCAUACUGGGACACACCAGGGAGCGCUUUUCUUUCACAAACCACCUUGUUAGUGCCACACUCCUGCAGGGGGACAGAUCCUCAUCACCACACCCAUGA
Archocentrus centrarchus (flier cichlid) is the source of this 777-nucleotide messenger RNA. RefSeq lists its product as uncharacterized. The coding region runs from base 1 to 777 and encodes 258 amino acids. The record is from RefSeq and is a predicted model, not a curated record. Lineage: Eukaryota; Metazoa; Chordata; Actinopteri; Cichliformes; Cichlidae. The transcript is spliced from 5 exons.